UGUCCGUUUAUACAUGGUCGCUGCCAAAAAUCGCAUAAUUCUCUUGUAAAUAUAUGUGUGAAAGUGGUGCUUGCCCGCGAGGACGACGUGCUUUAAGGAUUGUCAAACACACGUCAGGUGAAUGUUGGAUACGGAGAGUAGACACGGUACUGGGCUGGUUCAGGGACCGACAAGGGACCCUUGGCUCACGAUGGAUUACUAUCUCGGUACGGACAGUCUAUCGCUGCAAGAGAUGCUCGAUGUCGACAUCAAAUGCGAAAUCGAGGGUGUUAUCGGCGGACACACGGAGCUGGGCUUCAAUUUCACCGACAUGUCCACUCUAGAAAUGGAUGAUGAUCCCAUUGGAUGCCAGAACGAUCUCAGUGGAUGGUUUGGUUCCACCAGUUUGCUCAAUGGGAACAGCAAUAGUUCGAACAGCAAUUUUAAUCUUGACCUCAGCGGAAGCGACGCAGCAUCCAUUAUGGUGAACCCUAACUCGGUAAUGCCUCACAUAGCAAUCCGAAGUCCUACGCCAAACAAUAGUAGAAGGCACUUUUCGUUUUCACCCAAAAAAGAUAUAAAGGAAAAGAUCGACAUCGACGAGGAUGCAGAGAACGAGGGUAGUAGCUACACAGAGAAUGAGAACGAAAACGAGAAUGAAAAUGAGAACGACAACGAGAAUGAGAACGAGAAUGAGCAAGAUAAUGAAAUCGAAAAUGAUACCGAGACAGAACAGUAUGAAAAUGAUAUCACAGAAACGGAAGAAGAAUCCGAGGAUGAACAGGAGGUCUCAAAGUCGGUAACACCGUCCAAGUCAAAAACGAUUUCAAUAUCAGCCGCUAAAACAACCUCCCCUCAGUAUACCAAGGCACAGACUACCCCGAAAAUAAACAGUAUGCCCAGCAUCAGGGUUCAGAAUUUUAAAGUGCUACAGAGUCCCAACCAGACACCGCAGCACGUGCGGAAACAAAUCUAUAAUAACAACGUGCAUGUUAAUCCAGGAGCUACCACUGUCACUACAAUGAAAAGGGAGAAAGAAUUCGAUCUGUCAGAUUACGAUGACAAACUUUACCCUAAACCGGCUUAUUCAUAUUCCUGUCUGAUUGCAAUGGCAUUAAAAAAUAGCCAGACUGGUUCUUUACCUGUUUCGGAAAUCUAUAAUUUUAUGUGCGAGCAUUUCCCAUACUUUAAAACUGCACCGAACGGCUGGAAGAAUUCUGUCAGGCAUAAUUUAUCUUUGAACAAGUGUUUUGAGAAAAUAGAAAAGCCUGCCGGAAAUGGAAAUCAGAGGAAAGGUUGCCUGUGGGCUAUCAAUCCAGCCAAAGUGGCAAAGAUGGAUGAAGAAGUACAAAAGUGGUCUAGGAAAGAUCCAUUGGCUAUCAAAAAGGCAAUGAUAUAUCCAGAUCAUUUAGAAUUACUUGAAAGAGGUGAGAUGAAGUAUGCCGGCAGUGGUGAUGUAUCCGAGGAAACAGAAAGUUCAGGUGAUGAGGCAGUUGAAGAAAGUACGACGUACGAGGAAUCUAUUCAUGGUCAUAUAGCUGCAAACUCAGUAACAGAUAGUUAUGAUGAGAGUAGCCAAGAUUGUGAUUUAGAUAUUCACGAGCAUCUUUAUGAAGAAAUUGAUAUUGAGGACAAUAAGGAAUCGUUACAUAUGCAAUUAAAUAUCUCAAAGCAAGAAGCUUUUGAAUAUGAGCUUAGUUCUAAUACGAAAAGGCAAAAGACAUUAACUGGUGCGAUACAAGGGAAUUACGUGUAUCAACCUAUGACCACUUCACGAAGAAAAACACCUCUUCUUUUAAGAGCCGGCACGGGAAACAGCUCGUUUCUUAAGAUCGAUUAA
Molecule: messenger RNA, 1819 nt
Organism: Eufriesea mexicana
Lineage: Eukaryota; Metazoa; Arthropoda; Insecta; Hymenoptera; Apidae
Gene: jumu
Product: Forkhead box protein N4 jumeau
Exons: 4
Coding region: 122-1819 (565 amino acids)
Biological process (GO): regulation of transcription by RNA polymerase II
Molecular function (GO): transcription cis-regulatory region binding; DNA-binding transcription factor activity, RNA polymerase II-specific
Source: RefSeq, a predicted model, not a curated record